AUGUGUGAAUUUAUCAACGCGCAGUUCGGUCAUCUUUUAACCACACUGGACCUUUGUUGGCUUGCACGAGCAGAUAUGGACGAAUUCGCGGCUGCCGUGUACAGAAAAGGAUGUCCUCUGGAUGACGUCUGGGGCUUCAUAGACGGUACAUUCCGCCCAACUUGUCGUCCUGGUGAGGAUCACAGAACAGUAUACAGUGGCCACUAUCGUCUUCAUGGCAUCAAAUUUCAGAGCAUCAUGGCCCCUAACGGCAUUGUGAUAAAUCUUGAUGGCCCUUGGGUUGGACGUAGACACGAUUCAGGCAUAUUAGCGGACAGUGGCCUAUUACGUGCGCUGGAAACAAAAAUGGAGCAAAUGGGGAAAAUUUUUUGCCUCUAUGGAGACCCUGCUUAUCCGAUUUCAGCGUAUCUCGAGGGUCCGUUUAAGCCAGCAACAACCCAGAUCGAGUUCGAUUUUAACGAAGCCAUGUCAGCAUAUCGCAUCGCAGUUGAAUGGGGAUUUGGAGAAGUAGUCCAACAGUUUGCUUUCCUCGAUUUCCGGAAAAAUCUUAAAAUAUUUGUGCAGCCAGUUAGACUGCUUUACACAGUUGGAACUUUACUUCUGAAUUGUCGUGUUUGUUUGGGGUAUGGGGGAAAAGUCGCUGAUUAUUUUUGUCUAGCGCCUCCGACACUGGAAGUUUACCUAAAUAAUAUUAGAGAUUAG
Paramacrobiotus metropolitanus is the source of this 702-nucleotide messenger RNA. RefSeq lists its product as uncharacterized. The record is from RefSeq and is a predicted model, not a curated record. Lineage: Eukaryota; Metazoa; Tardigrada; Eutardigrada; Parachela; Macrobiotidae. Bases 1 to 702 code for a protein of 233 amino acids. The transcript has a single exon.